AGGACCCUGGGAAGGCUGGAUUCCAGCCUGUUGUAAUGGUGGGAAUCGCGGAAGUUCGAUUUUAUCCUGGUGAUUAAGCUUCGCCUCUACAUCACCUUGCACCCUUUUUGGGGGUACGGACAGUUUCGUACCUAGGACUUUGGCUCUUGUCCCGGAAAGCCCGUGCCCAGCCUCACGAUGCCCCAGUUCAGACUCCUGCCCAGGAAGGCCUGGGCUGCGCUGCUUACCCAGCUCCUGCAACCUCCCCGCGCAGCGAGCACCGGGGCAGUCCAUUGUCAUAGCCAGGUUGCAGAGGCAGUAUUACCAUCCCAACUGAAACCACAUCAAGAAAAAACUAAUUUUAUUAUCAAGACCCCAAAGGGCACCAGGGAUCUUAGUCCCCAGCAGAUGGUUGUGAGGGAGAAAAUUCUUGAUACUGUUGUCAGCUGCUUUAAACGUCAUGGAGCCAAGGGAUUAGACACCCCAGCAUUUGAGCUAACGGAAGUGCUUACUGAGAAGUAUGGAGAGGACUCUGGGCUUAUCUAUGAUUUGAAAGAUCAAGGUGGAGAGCUGUUAUCUCUUCGCUAUGACCUUACUGUCCCUUUUGCUCGUUACCUGGCCAUGAAUAAAGUGAAGAAGAUGAAACGCUACCAUGUUGGAAAGGUGUGGCGGCGGGAGAACCCAACCAUAGUCCAAGGCCGCUACAGAGAGUUCUGCCAGUGUGAUUUUGACAUUGCUGGUCAGUUUGACCCUAUGAUCCCUGAUGCAGAAUGUUUGAAGAUCAUGUGUGAAAUUCUAAGUGGGUUGCAGCUGGGGGACUUUCUCAUUAAGGUUAACGACCGACGAAUUGUGGAUGGGAUGUUUGCUGUCUGUGGUGUUCCUGAAAGCAAGAUCCGGGCCAUCUGUUCCUCAAUAGACAAACUAGACAAGAUGUCUUGGAAAGAUGUGAGACAUGAGAUGGUGGCAAAGAAAGACUUGGCUCCUGAAGUGGCUGAUCGAAUUGGGGACUAUGUCCAAUGUCAUGGUGGGGUGUCCCUCGUAGAGCAAAUGUUACAGGAUCCCAGACUGUCCCAGAACAAGCAGGCCUUAAAGGGCUUGGGGGAUCUGAAGCUGCUUUUCGAAUAUGUGACAUUAUUUGGAAUCGCUGAAAAGGUCUCCUUUGACCUCAGCCUGGCUCGGGGCCUAGACUACUAUACUGGACUGAUCUAUGAAGCAGUGCUUCUACAGACCCCAGCUCAAGCUGGGGAACAGUCCCUGAAUGUGGGCAGUGUGGCUGCUGGUGGGCGCUACGACGGGUUGGUGGGCAUGUUUGACCCCAAGGGCUACAACGUGCCAUGUGUGGGGCUCAGCAUUGGGGUAGAGCGAAUCUUCUACAUUGUGGAGCAGAGAAUGAAGACUUUUGGUGAGAAGGUACGGACUACAGAGACCGAAGUGUUUGUGGCCACGCCACAGAAGAACUUUCUCCAAGAACGGUUGAAGCUAAUUGCAGAGCUUUGGGAUGCCGGGAUCAAGGCAGAGAUGCUAUACAAAAACAACCCUAAACUAUUGACCCAGCUGCACUAUUGUGAGAACAUGGGCAUUCCACUGGUAGUCAUUAUUGGUGAGCAAGAACUGAGGGAAGGUAUCCUCAAGCUUCGUUCAGUGACCAGCAGAGAGGAGGUGGCCAUUAAACGGGAACAUCUUGUGGCUGAAAUUCAGAAGCGACUGAAAUCUGAGUCUUGAUCCUUGCCCAACUGCCAGCUGCUGCUCUUUCUAGACAAAGUUUUAUGUAAAACUGAGUUCCAUGUGGACUUUACAACAGCUGGCCAAGAUGGAUGACAAGUACCUUCUACCUCCUCCAUCUGUCCUGGGUAGAGAACUGUCAAAGGCCCUGAGGACUCCUGCACUAGUGUAAGCAGCUGUUCUGUGUGGGUGCAGAGGGCUGUUGUGUGGAAGAGACACACUGUAGUUGCAGGGCAAACCUGAAGUGCCCUGAAUGCAUCCAGGAGGUGUUGAGAUGGUUGCUAUGAUCAAGGAUCUGGAAGAAUCAUCUCAGGCUGAGAAUUCUGAACCAUUGAGAUCAGAAGCCAAUACUUAGCCUUCUAUUGUAUCUUUGGAACCAAGUUCUGGGGACUUUGUUUGCAGCCAGCCCUUGCCCUGUCCAGGGAGUUGUGCUACAGCAAGGAGGAACAAAAGAUUCUCUCUGAUUUGAGGACAGAGAUGCUAUUUCAAGGGCACGGCAGUCCUCAUGUUGAUAUGACAUCUCUCCAGUCCAUCCACUGUUAACAAUAGCAGUGUGGGGUUGACUGUUUUAAUAAUCUUGAAAGUUGAACUUAAUAGGUGACUUGACAAAAUGGAGAUCUGGUCUUUUGAGAUUUUGGAGACUAUUCCUGUGCCCAAGACACUGAUCUGACUGUAGUAUGCUUGACUAUGGAGGCUAUUCUAAAAGUGAUUGGAUAAUAUAUGAAAUAAAAUACUAAGUGUUG
Tupaia belangeri chinensis (Chinese tree shrew) is the source of this 2444-nucleotide messenger RNA. RefSeq names its product histidyl-tRNA synthetase 2, mitochondrial (gene HARS2). The record is from RefSeq and is a predicted model, not a curated record. Gene Ontology annotation, molecular function: RNA binding; ATP binding; histidine-tRNA ligase activity. Gene Ontology annotation, cellular component: mitochondrion; cytosol; cytoplasm. Bases 178 to 1701 code for a protein of 507 amino acids. Gene Ontology annotation, biological process: histidyl-tRNA aminoacylation. The transcript is spliced from 13 exons. NCBI's taxonomy places the organism in Eukaryota, Metazoa, Chordata, Mammalia, Scandentia, Tupaiidae.